Messenger RNA from Lotus japonicus, 1474 nucleotides. RefSeq names its product MATH domain and coiled-coil domain-containing protein At3g58210-like. Lineage: Eukaryota; Viridiplantae; Streptophyta; Magnoliopsida; Fabales; Fabaceae. The transcript has 4 exons. Bases 282 to 1235 code for a protein of 317 amino acids. Gene Ontology annotation, molecular function: protein binding. The record is from RefSeq and is a predicted model, not a curated record.
AAAGGACAAAAGAGAAAUUGAUGGAUGUUGCUGCCCCAAAGUCUGACACUGACAGAGAGAAGGAAAGGUCUCAUCAGAGCAGGGAAGGCGCAAGGUCUCAAUGAAGUGAUUGCCAUCACACAAUCAUAUCAAAUCCAAUCAAUGAAAGAAAAAAAGAAAAGGGAGCCUUAGGAGAAGGAGUGGUUUCUUCUUUUCAUUUGGAGAGUAUUUUCCGUGUUCUGUAGCCAUAGGAGAAGAGAACGCAUUUUUCUCACCUAGUUUAGAGGUUGCAGGUUGUUAAGAUGAUCAAGAGUCCAGAAGCAAGGGUUGAUAAAUUCACAUGGAAGAUUGAGAACUUCUCUAAAUUGGACUCCAGAACUUCUCUGAAUUUCAAGAAGCUGUUUUACUCUCAAAAUUUCUUCCUAUGUGGCCAUCCAUGGUGGAUUUGUAUCUAUCCAAUGGGGGAAAAUGUGGACUACUUCAAAAUAUAUUUGGAUGUCGAUAGUUUGCCUCGUGGCUGGAGUGAAUUUGCAGAUUUCACAUUGGCUCUAAUUAAUCAGACCAAUCACAAAAUGACGAUAAGAUAUGAAGCUAAACAUGAUUUCACAGAGGCAGGGUACCUUUACGGUUAUUCCAAGUUCAUAACAUUCAGUGAACUCCGUGACCCUAUUGGUGGAUUUAUUGUGAAUGAUAUUUGUGUAAUUGAAGCUGAGAUUACUGUUUGCAACUCAGAAGAACAUGAUCAGAGUCAACUCAAUAAUUCUUUACCUGAGCAAAUUUCCUCAUCAUCACAGCGUGAUCUUGUGGAUUUCAAGGGUUUAGUGAAAAUAGAAAAGGCUUUUGUUCCAUUACUAGAGGAAGUAUGUUCAUGGCAUCCCUCACUUGUUGAAUUCCUGAAGAAGAGAAGUCGUACACAUAUGUUUAACGAAUGGGCAUUUACUGCUUUGGGUCGAGUUCUACAUUUUCUAAAGAAUAAAAAGGUGAAAGAUAUGAAUGAUGAUGCUUGUAAUCAUCUUCAAAUUUUAUGGGAAGAACUUGAGGCAUUUAGGUUUGAUCUUUCCUGGCUGAAACCUCAUGUUCAGUUUGCCUUAGAUAUUAAAAGUUAUCAUGAGAGAGCUGUGCAUGUGAAGAAGUUGAGGAAGAAUGUAGAUAUUCUUGAAGCAAAUCUUAAAAUAGCAAGAAGAGAGUUGGUUAAAGCUGAAGAAGGCUUCGAAGAGAGGGAUCUCAAUGCUGAACUUGGAUAUGGAAAACCAUAGUCUGUUACUUAUUGGAUGAUAAUUUUAUUUACAACUUUGAUGUCGUCAUACUCUUUCUCAACUAUCUCCAUUCCAUCUAUUAUUCCUUGUCUUUUUUUUUUUCUUAUCAUGUCACUCAUCACAACUCAUAUUGCUCUGUUUAUUCUCACUUUUGGUGUGAGUGUCCACUAAGUAUGAACAUACCUAACCUAUAAUUCAAUUGCUUAUUGAUGCAUAACUACAGUACUAUUGUUCCAAAA